Messenger RNA from Dipodomys ordii (Ord's kangaroo rat), 1122 nucleotides. Its product is annotated as zinc finger protein 239-like. The record is from RefSeq and is a predicted model, not a curated record. The coding region runs from base 1 to 1122 and encodes 373 amino acids. Lineage: Eukaryota; Metazoa; Chordata; Mammalia; Rodentia; Heteromyidae. Gene Ontology annotation, biological process: negative regulation of transcription by RNA polymerase II. Gene Ontology annotation, molecular function: DNA-binding transcription repressor activity, RNA polymerase II-specific. The transcript is spliced from 5 exons.
AUGGACAGUUAUGACCAUGCCACGGUGACCCCAAAGGAGGCAUUCACUUUCCAGGAUGUGGCUGUGGACUUCACGGAGGAGGAGUGGGCCAUGCUGGAUGCAUCCCAGAGAAAGCUGCACCGAGAUGUGAUGUGGGAGAGCAUCAGCCACCUGUUGGCUGUGGGUGUUGAUCUCUGUGAAUCAGAUGUGCUUUCCCAGUUAGAACUUCGAGAGAUGUGGAGAGAAAGAAGAGAAUUUCUCAGAGCCCUGAAGCCAGAAAGUGAACUUCAAAAGCAUGUAAUACCACCUACUCAGGCCAUCCUCAAGAAGGUACAACCUGAUUUCCAAUCAAUGUCACAGAACUUCAACCUUGACAGGGAGCCCUUCAUAUGUAAUGACUCCAUGGUAGAUUCUGCAUGCAAGUCAACUUUCCAGGUAUUCACUGAGCCAAGGAAGAAACCUUAUCUUUGCAAUCACUGUGGACAAGGCUUCAGGUAUUACUCAUCAGUUAAUCGCCAUAAGCAGAUUCAUACUGGGGAGAAACCCUACACAUGUCAGUGGUGUGGGGCUGCCUUUAGACAGAGUAGCAAUCUUAGACGUCAUGAGAGAACUCACACAGGAGAGAAGCCCUACAAGUGUGGAGAUUGUGGAAAAGCCUUCAGCCGGAGCACUCUCCUAUAUAGCCACAGAAAGACCCAUGUUGAGAAGAAGCCUUGCCAGAGUAGUGAAUGCGGCCAAACCACUGUUCGGAGAACUAACCUUGGCUCCAAUCCAACCUCUCGCCCAAGGAACAAACCCUAUGUCUGCAGGCUCUGUGGCCAGACUUUCAGCCAGCAAUCAUCUCUUUACCGGCAUGGACGUGUGCACACUGCUGGGAAACAGCACGUAUGUCAGCAAUGCAAUAAAGCAUUUGCUCAAAGCUAUGACCUCAGACAACACGAGAGAAUUCACACAGGAGAGAAACCCUACAAAUGCAAUGUGUGUGGUCGAGCCUUCCGGCGCAGUGCUCAUGUCUAUGUCCAUCAGAGAACUCACACAGGGGAGAAGCCCUACCGCUGUAAUCAGUGUGGGGCAGCCUUCAGUCAGAAUUGUCACUUACACAAACAUCAGAGAACUCACACAGUACAAUCUUCACAUCCCUAA